AUGUGUAUCACCAACACGACUGAGGCUGAGCCAGUGUCCUCAAUCACAUUUCGCUCAAAGGACGAGGCCAUCUUUUCGGUGCUUUCCAAAGAUCGAGAUGUACAGGACCCCUGGGUUUGUACGAACUCAGACCUGGAACUUCGUGGAACGAAGGAUUUGAAGGCCGCUGAGCAUGUCUUUGCCUCCCUGAACUUCUCAACCAUCGCCUCGACAGAGGUUGGUGGGACGAUGUACAACACCGGCCGCCAUGUCUCACUCCGGCUCGACAAAGAGCACCUGGUGAACAUCUCCGGUGGACCAAUGACAUAUAGCCAUCGUCUUGAGGAGAUCAGGUUACACUUUGGAAGUGAGGAUGGACAGGGCUCUGAGCAUCUUCUCAACGGCCAGGCCUUUUCUGGGGAGGUGCAGCUUAUACAUUACAACCAUGAACUGUACACAAACUACACAGAAGCUGCUAAGAGUCCAAAUGGCUUGGUGAUAGUGUCUAUAUUUAUGAAGAUAUCCGAGACUUCAAAUUCAUUUCUGAAUCGGAUGUUGAACAGAGACACCAUCACAAGAAUAACAUAUAAGAAUGAUGCAUACCUUCUCUCGGGGCUAAACAUUGAGGAGGUUUAUCCAGAGACAGCAAGUUUUAUCACUUACGAAGGGUCUAUGACAAUCCCACCAUGCUACGAGACUGCAACAUGGAUUCUAAUGAACAAGCCAAUUUACGUCACAAAGAUGCAGAUGCAUUCCAUGCGACUGCUAAGUCAGAACCAGCCCUCGCAGAUAUUCCUCAGCAUGAGUGACAACGUGCGCCCAGUACAGCCUCUGAACAACCGCUGUAUCCGCACCAACAUCAACUUCAGCAUGCAGGGCAAGGACUGCCCCAACAACAGGGCACAGAAGUUACAAUACCGAGUGAAUGAAUGGCUGCUGAAAUAGAGCCAGACUCCUGACCAGCCCAAGAACACUAUGAAAAAGAACAAGGAGAAUUGCCCAUGGAUCAGUACAGAAUGAAGACUGACAUAUGUCCUGCCAGAUACAGUCAUGAUGUUGUAAAGAAAAACAACCAAACCCCAGCAAGAAGAGACUUUGCACCCAUAGCAAAGAGAUCCAGUUUCAUACAUCCAAUCAAAACUAGUGACAUACAGUUAGAACUACACAAAUGUUUUGAUACCUUUUUGGGGGGGGGAACACUAACAAAAAAUACAACAUUUAUUUCAUAGGCUCUUCACAAAUGGAACUGAAUGUUUUUAGCCUUUGUACAUAUGGACAACUUGCUACCAAUCUGGGAAAAAAGGACAGGACAUUGAACCACCCUACCAAUACAGAGACAUCCUUGAAACAUAACUGCAUUCUCAAUCUUUAUUCUCGCUCACGCUGUGGAGAGAAGGGACAGGCAGCCUUGCAGGUUUAUUGUCAAGACUAAAAAAAACAUCAUAAAGACGAUAUGGGGUGAUGUUUGUGAAAAAAAAAAAAAAAAAAAAAAGUGUCUUGGCCUUGUAAAUAAAAUUAUUCAUGCUGAAAAUGAAUAUGUAAAGAUACAAAUAAACAUUAAAAAAAUAAUAAUAUCAGAGGGAAAAAUAAAUGAAAAAAAAAUUUAAUAUUUUAUGCUUGGCGCACUUUCUGGAGCAGAGCUGAUGCCUUUUUUUCUGUUUCAUUGUUUACAAUGGUCAUACACUGUGUUUGAUAAAUGUUAUCGGCCCAAUAAAUGUGUUUGGAAAGUUAAUUUUUGUA
Messenger RNA from Carassius auratus (goldfish), 1719 nucleotides. RefSeq names its product carbonic anhydrase-related protein 10-like. The record is from RefSeq and is a predicted model, not a curated record. Gene Ontology annotation, molecular function: zinc ion binding; carbonate dehydratase activity. Gene Ontology annotation, biological process: one-carbon metabolic process. Bases 1 to 924 code for a protein of 307 amino acids. Lineage: Eukaryota; Metazoa; Chordata; Actinopteri; Cypriniformes; Cyprinidae. The transcript has 8 exons.